Haliotis rubra (blacklip abalone) is the source of this 2490-nucleotide messenger RNA. Its product is annotated as alpha-1,6-mannosyl-glycoprotein 2-beta-N-acetylglucosaminyltransferase-like. The transcript is spliced from 2 exons. Bases 882 to 2273 code for a protein of 463 amino acids. Gene Ontology annotation, molecular function: alpha-1,6-mannosylglycoprotein 2-beta-N-acetylglucosaminyltransferase activity. The record is from RefSeq and is a predicted model, not a curated record. Gene Ontology annotation, biological process: protein N-linked glycosylation; oligosaccharide biosynthetic process. Gene Ontology annotation, cellular component: Golgi membrane; Golgi stack. Lineage: Eukaryota; Metazoa; Mollusca; Gastropoda; Lepetellida; Haliotidae.
UUGCGUAUUGUGUACGCUCAGUGAGGCGUGCAAUACUAUCAGUUUCUAUAUUAUGGAAGUAGAUUUCAUAUUUCUUGUUCUGAUAUCAUGACGGUUUGCCUGUAGUAAUGUUAUCUUCCACUGGGUUUACCGAGGGGUAGACACUUUCAUUGGUCAUAUUUCUGUGGGAUUUUAAAAUAAAAUGGACAUAGCAGUGGACAUCUGAACGUAAUGGGCUCAGGUUCUGCUAUCUCCAUGCCGUGCGGCAUCCACGACAAUCGAGGACACUGGCCGGCCUGUCAGCGUUACUACGGACACUUGUUGCUUCUGUGAGACGUAAGAACAUAGCCACAGAAUGUUGCCAAAAGUCCAGACAUUUGCAGACCAUACAAGUAUGUUUCCUGCUCCGUCGGCAACCGUGGGCUUCUGUAUAUGGCGACACUUGCGUGACUGAUCAAUGUGGAGUAUGUAUUAUGCAUGGGCUGGUACCCGAGACGCUACCACCAUACUCACAUACAUUUAACCAGUGGUAUUUCAAACCUCGGAUGGUGAACGGAAGUCACGUGUUUGGUAUGUAAUAAAACACUGUUGAGUGAAGGUUUCCUUUUGGAGAAUGUAGAGUGAUUCAUGUGUUGACUUGGAACACAGAGAGAAGAUCGUUCAAUACCCCGAUGUGUGGACUGGGAAUACAAUGACAUUACGUCUACACAUCAGUUUUCCGUUCUGCCGGUGAAGGGACAAGGGAGUACUACAUGAUUGGUAAACGUGGGUUAGCCCGCACCAGCCACUGCAGUCCACAGCAUCAUGUAGCACAGGUGUGUAAAGAUGAAGAUUGAACACCGUUGUUGGUGAUAUAUUUUACAGACUUAUUGUUAUUGUGUGGAAUUAGUUCUGUCGUGAACAUGCGGGCCUCAAGCCUCAUAACAUCUCGACGUUUCUGUCACCGUGUAUUUUGUUUUGUGCUCGGGGUGUUUGUGGGGCUACAGAUGUACGCCGCUCUCUGGCCUUGGGGGAGUAACGGGGACAGGACGGGGGAAUCUCGCACCCUCAACACACUCAAACUGUUGAAAGAUUUGACUGUAGGCAAAUUAUCGCCGUAUACGCUUGCCCCUGUUGUCACUGACAUUGAACUGUUGAAUGUGAAUAUAUCCACCAAUAAACACGCCUCUCUGAAGACUUUGCUAAGACUCAACUCUGAACAGCAUAUUCGUAACAUUGAAAAAUUUCAACUCGAUUUCCAUGACAAUUCUGUCGUUAUAUUGAUUCAAGUUCACAAAAGACUGGAAGACCUACAGAUAAUGAUAGAAUCCAUGAAAUCAGUGCGAUACAUCAACCAGACACUAGUCGUCUUCAGCCAUGACUACUAUUCUCCAGAAACGUUCAAACUUGUAUUUUCUAUAGAAUUUUGUCCCGUGUUGCAACUGUUUUACCCGUACGCCAUACAGUUCUACGACAAGCAGUUCCCCGGAGAUAGUCCCAGUGACUGUCCUAGAGACAUAGGGAAGGAAAUGGCUAUGGCCAGGGGCUGUGACAAUGCCAAGUUUCCAGACACGUACGGCCACUACAGGGAGGGAAGGUUCACUCAGAUAAAACACCAUUGGGUUUGGAAACAGCAUUAUGUCUUGGAUCGAGUCCGUAUUCUGAAAGACUUCACAGGAGUUGUGCUGCGUUUAGACGACGAUUACUAUUUGGCUGAGGACAUCAUUCAUGUGAUUCGGCUUUUAAAUGAUGAAAAACCCGUGGCCUGUCCCUCUUGUUUAAUGUACAUUCUUGGGGAACACGAGGAGCUGAAACCGAACUCCUACGUCUCUGAAACGGGAGAUGUAGUGAUAUCAAACUGGUUCACUGGGAUAGGAAGAGGAAUGGCUUUUAGAAGAGACUUCUGGAAAGUGUUCAAAUCAUGUGCCACGUCAUUCUGUAAGUUCGAUGAUUAUAACUGGGACUGGGCCCUCGAAUACAGCACUUCCAAUUGCUUCAAAGGUAUGAAAAUUCUCAAACCUAAAGCUGGACGAGUAUUUCAUAUAGGCACCUGUCAUGGCUUCCACAGGAACAUCAAAGGGUGCGACAGGGAGCGGGUAAAACGCAACAUACAAAAUGUAUUGGCCAUGCACCAACAAAAUCUCUUCCCACACAAAUUUAAAGUUUCUAAAAAUAGAGCAAAAACAAGAUUAAUGCGUCAAGGUUUUGGGGGCUGGUCCGACCCACGUGAUAAGGAGUUGUGUUUGAGAUUCUUUGAAAACAAAACUGAUGGUAUCAACAUGUUAAAUGAAGUAAAUAAAGUAAUCACCACCUGAUAACAAAUGUAUGUCGUCUGUCAGUCUCAGCCAGACUACCAGUUAAGGGGAAACCUAUAUUCCAUCUGCUUUGAAGUGGCGUGGUCAGUUUGAUGCUGUGUAAGCGACUGCAUACUGAAGGUACCAGUAACAUCCUUCAUCAAGCCCAAGACCAACACAAGAUUAUCCGUCGACAUAUUGUGUACAGCCGCUAUACAAACGUCGGAAGCUUGUGAAG